AUGCUCGGCAAGCUCGCCCCUGCCCCUGGCAGCAGGAGGGCCAAGACCAGGAAGGGUCGCGGUAUCGCUGCCGGUCAGGGAGCUACUUGCGGUUUCGGUAUGCGCGGUCAGAAGUCUCGUGCUGGUCGCCCUACCCGCCCUGGCUUCGAGGGAGGUCAGAUGCCUCUUUACCGUCGCCUCCCCAAGUUGGUCGGCAAGGGUAUUGGACGUGAUGGGCAUCAGAAGCAGAGCUACGGUCUCCUCAAGAUCUCCGUCCUUAACAAGUGCGAGCCCAACAGCGAAGUUUCCUACGAGUCCUGCCUGGAGAAGGGAUUUAUGACCAAGGUGAUCGGUAGCGACAAGCCUGGAGGCGAGGGAGCAGACCAGCUGGGCGUUAGCGGACUUACUGUGAAGGCCCACGCGUUCACUGCUUCUGCCGUCAGACAGAUUGAGGAGAAGGGAGGAAAGUGCGUCCUGUUGAAUCCUGUGACCAACGAAGAGAUCAAAAUGUAG
Guillardia theta CCMP2712 is the source of this 492-nucleotide messenger RNA. RefSeq lists its product as hypothetical. Gene Ontology annotation, cellular component: mitochondrial large ribosomal subunit. The transcript has 5 exons. Gene Ontology annotation, biological process: translation. Gene Ontology annotation, molecular function: structural constituent of ribosome. Lineage: Eukaryota; Cryptophyceae; Pyrenomonadales; Geminigeraceae. The record is from RefSeq and is a predicted model, not a curated record. The coding region runs from base 1 to 492 and encodes 163 amino acids.